Molecule: messenger RNA, 912 nt
Organism: Cotesia congregata
Lineage: Eukaryota; Metazoa; Arthropoda; Insecta; Hymenoptera; Braconidae
Source: the annotation of a GenBank genome assembly
AUGAAAGAUGGAAUGAAAUUAUUAUGCCUGCUGUUGAAGUCAUCGGAAAAAGCGGCGAAUAUCGCACGAGUUUGCAGGCAAAAUGACUCAUUGUUUCGAUUGUUAAUUCAGGAGAAAAAUGACGAUGAAAAGAAUCCGAGUAACACGCUCGAUAAAACUGUUAUCGUAAAAGUCUGUUCUACGUCUGAGGAAACAACAAAACUGCUAUCGCAAGUAUUGGAUGACGAUGUUAAGACAGCUGGAGUACUUGCCAUGGAAAUCCAUCGGGAUAUCGAAUUGUCUGAAAUAAACCCCGCUGUUGAUUAUAAUUAUCUUGAAAAUUAUGACGUUGAUCUUGAUAUAACAGACUUGGGAAUUUGGAUCGAUCCUAUCGAUUCAACGGCUGAUUACAUUAAUGCCAAUACGAUUAUUGAUGAGGCAACGGACCUGCAUUUGAGCGGGUUAAAGUGGCAAGGAAACUGUUACUGGGGACUUUAUUCCGGUGGCAAGAGUCAAUCUUCCUUGACAAGCUCGUUAAAUCAAAACAACAUAGUAGUAUUGAGCCGCUACGAGGACCCAAUUAUAAAAUCAAAAUUGAGCAAUUGCGGAUUCAGAUUAAUUGAAGUUACGGGUGCUGGUUACAAAAUAUUGACAGUUGCGACAGGUCAAGCCGAUGCGUAUGUUCUUUCGAAAAGCUCAACUUAUAAGUGGGACACGUGUGGACCUCACGCUAUUAUACGUUCUCUGGGCGGAAAUAUUAUCGAUUUCAAAAAGUUUUCAACAAAUCACGAUGAAGAUCCCUCGGAGUUUGCGAUUAAGUACAACGACGGUGAUGAAGCUAAACAUUCAAACGCUGGAGGGUUGAUUGUGUAUCGAAACUCGGAAACUUUACAACUUUUGCAAAAGUCCUUGGUUUUAUCAACAAAACUGUAA